This is a messenger RNA of Cucumis sativus (cucumber), 3440 nucleotides long. Its product is annotated as ABC transporter G family member 3. The coding region runs from base 1149 to 3314 and encodes 721 amino acids. NCBI's taxonomy places the organism in Eukaryota, Viridiplantae, Streptophyta, Magnoliopsida, Cucurbitales, Cucurbitaceae. The record is from RefSeq and is a predicted model, not a curated record. Gene Ontology annotation, molecular function: ATP hydrolysis activity; ATP binding; ABC-type transporter activity. The transcript is spliced from 11 exons. Gene Ontology annotation, cellular component: membrane.
ACAUUCUUCAUUUCUUCCUCUUUCUCUUUCCCUUUUCUCUGUUUCUUUCUUUUAUCAAACAACGAAACACACCCACUUCCCUCUUUCUUCUUUCCCUCAGAUCCAGCUCUCUCUCUCUCUUUCCUUACCCUCUUCAAGUUUUUCAUUAAUUUCCGGGUUUCUGCACCCUCUUUGAAAGCUCAGAAAUGGAAUCAAGUUAUGUAAAGAACACUGAGGAUUUCGUGUUUUUCAGUUCUGUUUUUAUGUUUAAUCCGGUUUUUGCUUUAAUCAAUAAUCCAUUCCUUUUCCUUUUCUCUCUUCUGCUUUUCUCUGCUUUUCUCAUUGUUUGGAAAUUGAAUGUCAAGUAUUUGCAUUUCUAAUGAGGGGUCUUAAGCUCAGAAUGUUCUUUUUCUUCAACUUAAUGUGUUUUUGGCCUGUAUGUUGUUAUUAGUUCAGGCGGUGGAUUAAAGUUUUUUUUUUUUUUUUUUUUUUUGCUGGGGUUGGUGGAUUUUCAACUUAACUUCACUCCACUUUUUUCUGCAAAUCAAUAUUUUAUUUUCUUCAGGAAUAUCUAAAUCUUGAUCUCUCAAUGUCUACAAUUUGCAUAUUCAUUUUUUCGUUGACACUAUACAUAUGGACUUGUUCUUCUACUGCGUAAGGAAGUUUGAGCUGGAUUGAAGUUUCAGAUUUUUUAUGGCUUUUGAAUAUCGUGAAUUUUUUUGUAGCCUAUUGAGAUAAAGAUAUUAUCCAUAAUGCAAGUGCGUUCUGUUAUUCACUGAAUAUAUAUUUUUUCAACUCAAACAGUUUAGGGCUCUGUAUUCAGGUGAACAAAUUAUUAGCUCACGUUGUUCACUAAUUGUUCAAUCAGAAAUGCUAAUUGUUCACUAAGAAAUGGCAUUGUCAAUAUUAACUUGUAUUCUAUUGCUGAUCAUGAAACUGAUGUAGCCUGUACCACUUUACAGUUUCUUGAAAAGAAUGGCGUAUCAUGUUUCGUGAUGCAAGGUUUUCAGCAUAAUGAAGCAAAGCUAUUAUAGUUUAUAAGAACGUAGAGUGCUUCUAUUUCAGAAGAGUAGAGUAAUUGGGAUAUGUGGAGGAGCCAAUCGUUUUAGCAUGUUUUCUCAAACUUGAAGUUUUAGAAAUUGGAAGCAAUAUUUUAUGAGAAAAAUAUUAUGGAGGAAAUUCAGUCUCAAUCAGAUAAUUAUAGGUCUUCAUCAUCUUCAGCGAGUAGUCCAGUGAGUAGAGUACCUUCAAGUAACUUCUUUUACUUGCGGAAACCUGGUUCACUUCGACAGCCUAUCUCUUUUGAGGAUUCACCUGACUGGGAGGAAACAGAUAUUGAUGUGAGGAUUGAGGAAGGGGGUGACUCCAUCAAUGCUGCAACCACCCCUGCUUCACCCUCUCUCUCAAAACUUAACAGUUGUUCUUUGCCGUCCCCUCCAUUACCUGAGGGUGCAGGUGUUGGAAGAAAAAUUUCUGGGGCAUACAUUGCAUGGAAAGAUUUGACUGUAACGAUAAAGGGGAAAAGGAAGUAUUCUGACAAGGUUGUGAAAAGUUCCAAUGGUUAUGCAUUGCCUGGAACUAUGACAGUAAUCAUGGGUCCAGCAAAAUCAGGGAAGUCUACGCUGCUAAGGGCACUUGCAGGAAGAUUACAUCGUUCAGCAAAAAUGUAUGGUGAAUUAUUUGUUAAUGGAACAAAAUCGCGCAUGCCGUAUGGGUCAUAUGGUUUUGUUGAGAAAGAGACGACAUUGAUUGGUUCCCUCACGGUCCGGGAGUUUCUUUUCUACUCGGCAUUGCUUCAACUGCCUGGUUUCUUUUUUCAGAAAAAGAAUGUGGUAGAGGAUGCCAUCCAUGCAAUGUCAUUAAGUGAUUAUGCAAAUAAGCUAAUUGGAGGCCACUGCUAUAUGAAGGGCCUUCCCAAUGGUGAGAGAAGACGUGUUAGCAUUGCUAGAGAACUUGUUAUGAGACCACAAAUACUAUUCAUCGAUGAGCCACUUUAUCACCUUGACAGUGUCUCUGCACUCUUAAUGAUGGUCACGUUGAAAAAACUUGCAAGUACCGGAUGUACUCUUGUUUUUACCAUCAACCAGAGCAGCACAGAAGUAUUCGGCCUUUUUGAUCGGAUUUGUUUGCUUUCAAAUGGAAAUACUCUGUUUUUUGGAGAAACAUUGGCUUGCUUGCAGCAUUUUGCUAAUGCUGGAUUUCCUUGUCCAAUCAUGCAAAGUCCUUCUGAUCACUUCUUACGAGCAAUAAAUACAGAUUUUGAUAGAAUCAUUGCAAUGUGCAAGAAUUGGCAGGAUGACCAAGGGGAGUUUUCAUCUGUGAAUAUGGAUACUGCUGUCGCAAUCCGUACACUUGAAGCGACAUACAAAUCAUCAGCAGAUGCUGCUGCAGUUGAAACUAUGAUACUAAGACUAACGGAUAAGGAAGGUCCAUCUCUUAAAAGCAAAGGAAAAGCGAGUAAUUUAACGAGGAUUGCAGUUUUGACUUGGAGGUCUCUAUUGGUUAUGUCAAGGGAAUGGAAAUAUUAUUGGCUUAGGCUUAUUCUUUAUAUGCUACUUGCAGUCUGUAUUGGUACAGUGUUCUCUGGGUUAGGACAUUCUUUGUCUUCAGUUGUGACAAGAGUUGCAGCAGUUUUUGUAUUUGUUUCAUUCACUUCUCUUCUAAGUGUUGCUGGAGUACCUGCGCUCAUGAGGGAAGUUAAGAUAUAUAAUAGUGAAGAAUCAAAUUAUCAUUCUGGCGCAUUUGUCUUCCUACUCGGGCAACUUCUCUCCAGCAUACCCUUCCUUUUCCUCAUUUCCAUUUCUUCAAGUCUCGUCUUCUAUUUCCUAAUAGGACUCCGUGACGAAUUCAAAUUGUUGAUGUACUUCGUGCUAAACUUCUUUAUGUGCCUCUUAGUAAAUGAAGGGCUGAUACUGGUUAUGGCCUCGUUAUGGAGAAACAUCUUCUGGAUUGUUUUGACACUUGUAUCUGCACAUGUCCUAAUGAUGCUCUCAGCAGGUUAUUUUCGAAUUCGAAAUGCUUUGCCGGGUCCUGUCUGGACAUAUCCAUUAUCUUAUAUUGCUUUCCACACCUACUCCAUCCAGGGGCUAUUGGAGAAUGAGUACCUUGGGAGUUCCUUUGCAGUUGGUGAAGUAAGAAACAUAACUGGUUACCAGGCUCUCCAUAGUGCAUAUGAAAUCUCUUCUAAUACUCACUCCAAAUGGAAGAAUUUGUUGGUGUUGUUUCUCAUGGUAGUAGCCUACCGCAUCAUAGUUUUUAUUCUUUUACGUUUUCGUGUGGGUAAAUUUAUGAGUUUGCGUAAAGGUUUUCGUUGUAAUCGGGAUAUAAAAGAUUGAAAAAUGUGAUUUGAUACUAGUAUAGGUUUUUUUUUUAGAUGUUUACAAACACUAUUUUUGUUGUGCACAUUCAAGGAAUGAUGCAAGUUAGUUUAUUCUAUUCAUUUUGUUUGCAAAUUGCAAGCC